AUGGGCAGUGCCCUGCAUUUUGGGUGGAUGCAGGUCGUUGACAGGUCGCCAAUCAUACCGAGCCGCAACACAACUGCCGACCAGAUCCACCCAGCAGGCGGCCAAAAAAACAAAUUCAUGUCUACCGUGAAGAGGUGGGCGAGAGAGGAAAGAGAUGUUUCCAUCCCCACCAUUUUCGCCGAUGAAGAAAUCAGACACAGAGAUGCAGCUGUACGACUAUCAAGAUCUACAGUUCUGCGAACUAUGGCCAGAUCUAGGAGGGCGAUUCAGCCCAAAACGCCACAAUCCAUCAAAGAGAUGCGGGCGUCUCUUCAGGAACAUCGCUUUGCCAACCUUUGUCGAACGAGAGAUGGACAGAGUGACUUCUUUGUGGCAGAAGUGGGCAAAGACCUUAAAGAGGUAUAG
Messenger RNA from Nilaparvata lugens (brown planthopper), 405 nucleotides. RefSeq lists its product as uncharacterized. Bases 1 to 405 code for a protein of 134 amino acids. NCBI's taxonomy places the organism in Eukaryota, Metazoa, Arthropoda, Insecta, Hemiptera, Delphacidae. The transcript is spliced from 2 exons. The record is from RefSeq and is a predicted model, not a curated record.